This is a messenger RNA of Cariama cristata (Red-legged seriema), 2863 nucleotides long. Its product is annotated as rho GTPase-activating protein 20-like. The record is from RefSeq and is a predicted model, not a curated record. The annotation marks the transcript as partial. NCBI's taxonomy places the organism in Eukaryota, Metazoa, Chordata, Aves, Cariamiformes, Cariamidae. Gene Ontology annotation, biological process: signal transduction; regulation of Rho protein signal transduction. Gene Ontology annotation, molecular function: GTPase activator activity. The transcript has 12 exons.
CUCAGCUGAUGUGAAGGAACGAUGGCUGUCAGCAUUGCUGUGGCAUAUCAACGAGGCAAAACAGAAUGAGUGUCUGAAGAAUCUAACCCUUCAGAUCUUGGUGCUGGAUGCUGACAACUGUUCUUCUACUACCACAGUCAAUGUGUCCAAUGUGGAAACUGCAGAGAGUGUGAUGAAGAAGACCCUUCUUCAGCUUGGGCUUCCUGGCAGGACAAGUGAACACCACCUGUGGGUGAUCUCAGGAAAAGAUGACCCCGCUUACCCUCUCAUUGGGCACGAGCAUCCUUUCAGCAUCGCAUUGAACUGUCUUCGGGACUCUGCUGAUCAUCAACAAGGAAUCAACAAUAACACCCUCCUGGCUGAUGGGACAGAGGCUUCCUUCCUUGAUCAACUCCCAAAGGAGAAACAGUGUCAGUUUGUCCUGAAACCCAGGCUCCAAGCUCCAAUGCAGCUGAGGAGAGAGUCCCUGCAGAAACUCACCAAGAGGAAGAAGUCCUUGAUUGACUGGGCCCUGCGCCGCAGCACCAGCACCCCUACAGGCAGCCCUCCUUCGCAGUCGCCUACCACCCCACGGAAGCUCUUCGGUCUGUCUCUGUCCUCUGUCUGUCCUGAUGGGAUCCUGCCCAAGCCAAUCAUGGAUAUGCUGCUCCUGCUGUACCAUGAAGGUCCCUCUACUAGGGGCAUUUUCAGACGUUCUGCCAAUGCCAAGACUUGCAAGGAGUUGAAAGAGAAGCUGAACUCUGGAGAUGAUGUCCAGGUGGAUGGAGAGUCAGUCUUUGUGGCUGCAGCUGUCAUCACGGAUUUUCUUCGAAAUAUACCUGACAGUGUUCUAUCCUCAGACAUGCACGGACUGUGGAUGGAAGCUGUGGACACGGAAAAUCGGGCACAUAAGAUUGAAGCUAUCAAAAGCCUAGUCAACCAGCUUCCAGAGGCCAACCUCAUCUUACUCAGACACCUCUUUGGAGUCCUCCAUCAUAUUGAGCAGAAUUCCGGCGUGAAUCAGAUGAAUGCCUUUAACCUGGCUCUUUGCAUAGCACCCAAUAUGCUGUGGCUACCAAGUCCCACUGGGCCUGAAGAGGAGAGCAGGUCUACAAAGAAGGUGGCCUUGCUAGUGCAGUUUCUGAUUGAAAACUCAGGAGAGAUUUUUGGAGGUGACAUUGCUUCCUUGUUUCAAAGACCAGACAAAAAGAAGUCCAAAACCUCAGAGGAAUCUCUGGGCAUAGGCUUGGCUCAGCAUGAUGAUUCCUCUGAUGAGCUGGAAUUUUCUGCUUGUGACCCAGAAGGACCAAAGCACCACCUGGUACCUGAAACAGAUGCCAUUUUUGAACCGUCCAGCAGCUUGUUACUCGAUGAGGAACAGGAAGACUGGGACUUGUUCAGUGAGAUCACAGCCUGCUACCAAAGCAAAGCCCAGACGAACACCAGUGCAGACAGCUAUGACCUCCUGGAAGAGGAGGGCUCCUUCUGCUCCAUCGGCUCAAUACGCUCACUCAGCCCGGCCAGGGACCGGUGCUCAUCAGAGCCCAGUGUCUGCCUCAGCUCCCAGGUUCCUGCUCAGAGCCAUGAGCCGGUGGCCCGCCAGUCCAGCUGCGAUGCCACCAUCAUGCACAGCCAUACGGACUACAUCCACAGGCUCAAGCAGCUGCAGGUGGAGAGCCAGAAGCUGAUAGAUGAAGGCCUAAGCCCUGGGGUUAAUAAGGCCAGGCAGAACUUGUGGCAGUCGCCUCAGACCAGCUCUAGGGUGAAGAAGCUCAGCCUUCAGAAAUCCAGCCUGUCAAACAGGUCCAGCUUCUCUAGCCUGUCCUCUACCACCACCUCCCCGUCUGCCUCCUCACUCAGCUCCUUAGACAGCGCUUUCUCCUACUGCUCAGAGUCAUCAGCCAUUAGUCCCACAGAUGUCUCAUCCCUGCCAUUCAUGUUCGGCACCUCUGCCAGGCUUCAUGCUGUGUCCCCCAAAAUUGCCAAGAGGUCCCCGAGAGAGUGGCACAAGUCCUUCACGUCGCCUGUGCCUUUACAUCCGUGUGACCUGGACAGUUUCCAUGAGUAUGAACCCAAGGCUGUAGAGAGCAGUCAUGGCUUUGGAGAGAGGAAAAGUUUUCCAUCUGUCAGCGGAGCUGCCGUGGGGAGCCUGCGAACUGACAUUGACUGGGAAGAAGAGGAGAGACAGCUGAGUUGUGUAGGGGGCCCUGGCCCAGGGCUCAGGAGUGGGGGUUAUACCAAAGAGUUUGAAGAAAACCCUGAGCUCCCAGCUGCCAGCCCAGCCAGCAAGAAAUCCCCACAGAUCAGCCACCAGCAGCACAGGGAGAAGGCAGUGAAGAACAUAGAAAUCAAAAGUGUUGACGCCUGCCCUCCAAGCCAGGAAAGAUCCAUGCAAACCCCCCCCAGCCGUGACUCACCCAGCAGCAGCAGUGAGCAAAGCCUGUCCAAGACCUUGCCGACUGUGAGAGUCCAUAUCCCCCAGACAGUUUUCUAUGGGCAGAAUACCCCCCUUGUCCUGCAGUCCAUCUCCAGGCGCUACCACCAUGAACCGAUGAUCCUGUCCCCCCAGGGAGAGCACAAAGAGAGCCCCCAAAGUGCUUCCACUCCUGAGGAGCUGGAGAGCAAGCCAGUGGAAAUGGCGCAGGCGCCAACCCAGAGCAAGGGCUUCAACACGUUCAGCCACACCAUCCGUAUCAUCCUCCCUGCCUCCAUUCGAAACACUGUCAGGGAGUAUUUCAGGCACGAUGAAAGCAAGACCUGUCCCGCGGCUGAGGCAGAAGCAGUGGAGAAUGAACUCCUUCGGAGCAGGGUGGGGUGGCCGCUGGCAGAGGUGGCCACAGAGGAGCGUGAUACAGCGGCAUUCGCAGAAGAGACGUUUGUCUAG